Messenger RNA from Physcomitrium patens, 3574 nucleotides. RefSeq lists its product as uncharacterized. Lineage: Eukaryota; Viridiplantae; Streptophyta; Bryopsida; Funariales; Funariaceae. The record is from RefSeq and is a predicted model, not a curated record.
CGGUGGGUCGCGUCGGGUCGGGUCGGGUCGGGUGGGGUCAAGAUUUGCUGCUGUUUGCCAUGGCCAAGGUGGUCUUCUUCAAGCGCCGCCAGCAACUCAGCAGCUCACACUCGUUUAUGGAGCUGCUUGCUCAUUUUGCGCUUCUCAUGGUGGUGCAGGUAGUGGUCCAUCCACGUAUUCUUCAUCUCGCUAAGACGACGAUUUUCCAGCGGGUUCUCUUCACGGUGCCAGUCAGUCACCGAAUGUAUGACCAUUGCCGUCACGUGGGGUUCCAUGAGGAUUAACUUAGCACAACUUCCGACGCUUUGGUUUGGGAUUUCUAGAGGUGUGAAGAGCAGAGAGAAUUGUAGCUCAUGUGAAGAUUGAAGCUCUGGUUGUUGGCAGCGUUACUGUUGUUGCUGGGAAGCUCAGGGUGCGGGUAACCGACGCCGAUGACGACUACGACGACGAGAUUUGCCCGUUUCUCGCAUCGGUCGUGUCUUUGAGUUGGGAUUUCGCUAGGGUUACUGUAUUGCGUGCGCAUGCACGGUGGUCGAAGAGUGAGUUUUGGGAGAUUGUCAGGUGUAUUCCAGGAUUGAGAUUCAGGUCCGCGAUGUAGAUUACGCCGCUGAUUCGUGGCAGAUCACCAGCAGUUGUAUAGUGGUUAUCGUCACACUCCCCCAACUGCAGCAAAUGAUUUUCCGUUGAAUUUCGAGACUCUCCGGCCGUUGUGACUUCUCCUUCAUCCACAUCUGGUCCCCGAAACAGCGUUCCUCUUUCCAUGUGAGCUUCGGCUCCAAUGUUUUUAAGACUCAGUGGACUAACCUCACGUUCACUGUAGCUCUGACAUUUGCGGAAAGUUUGGUGUGGACCAAUCUUUGACUCGAUUUCUGAACCCAGGAAGUUGCGGGGUGUCCGUGAGCACCCUACGGCGCACGUAGUCGCAACUUCGUGUAUAAGCACUCGUCAUGGGUGAUGGUCGGAGCGGGCGAGGUGUGCCACUGUGCCGGUAACCAUAUCGAAUUAUGUAUUCGGUGGCGUAUUACUCACUUUCACAGCUGGAACGCGCCUUGAGUUGAGCGCUUGUGGAAGUUAUGGAGCCCUCCUGCACCAUGAUGGACAUGGCAAUGGCAGGGCUCGUAGUCCACCAGACUGCUCCCCACUCGUCGUGAGUAAUUGGUUGUUGUCCCAUUUCAGUGACAUGUCGAAGGUUCUCAUGGUCCAUUUCCGAACUGACUGACAAGUCUAGGGUGUACAAUCACCCCCCUCCCAACAGUGUACGGCGAGGGGCCGUGAGUAGCUGUCACACAUUCCAGCAGAGCUCCUGGUAUUGGAGCUGAGGCGCAGCAGCGUCUUCGAUUCUUGUAGCAACACUUUAUUUGGAGUUGCAUCGGGGCGGAUUAUCCACUCAGAAACGGUUUUUUUGGACGAGGAAUCAUCUUGUGAAUGUUAGAUCCCGCUUUCUGGGCGCGCGAUCAUGUACGACCUGGACUGUUCGUGGCCAUGUCGGUGAAAGUGUGCGCGCCAGCUGAGAACCCUCCCCGUUUUCGUCAUCCGUGCAGGUUCGAGCUGAAGCUUCAGACCAACAUCUGUGGAACUUUGUGGGCAACGUUUGAGAGUGUAGUUUUUUUAGGUUUCUGAGAUUCUUGCCGAUUGCCGAUGCUUUGUACCAACGCAGCGGCUCGGUUGAGUUCAAGGCAAUGCACGGAAAUUGCGGCUGUAGGCUAGGUUUUGGAAGGUGGCCGACAGAAUUGACCGCGCCAGCCGUCUCGUCUGGUUGGUGUCUUACGAUGUCGAGUGCGCAUACGUUUUGAUUGAAGAAGGCAGUUGGCAAGGCGGAGUUUCAGUACAUCGCAAUGCUGGAAUGCAAAAGGCACCCCUCGGAAUCACAACCCAGUGGUAGUGUAUGCGCCCGCUGCUUGGAAGAUAGGCUAAUAUGGCUAUGGAGGGGGAAGAGCUUUCAUCUCGAAGAUUUGGAUCAAGUUCUGGCGCCAUCAGCGGCGGUCUCAGAUGAAGCACUUCCUUCCUGUUCGGAUGCUCGCCCCUGUGUCGAAAGUGAAGAUAUCUCAAUAGCUAAAUUUAGUGCAGAGGAACAGUUACGAGUUAGUGAGGCAUCGCCGCCGGCGCCGCUGCCGCCGCCGCCGCCGACGACGACGACUGGGGAUUUGCAACAGGUUUCGAUUGAUGUUCGAAGUGGGGAUCAGAGGGAUGACGGUGUAGAUGAAGGCAUAUGUCACGGCGGCGAUGCAGGUGCCGGGAAGUCGCAUAAUUCGAAAGACAUUAUAGUCAAAUGGGUGGAGUUUCAAGCAAGACGACGGAAGAAUUUGGGGCAAGGACUUGAAGUCGAGCUGGCCAGUCAACGAGACUCUCCAAAGGAAUACCCGAAGGCCAAGAGACGGAGCUUUGAUUCACUUGACUCUGUAGAGCCAUCGUAUCCUUCGAGCGAUUCCAUCAUGCACACGGAAGACAUUGUGGCUCGUUUGUCAGCUGAGGCUAAUCCUCGAUUUAAUGUCCUCUUAGAUGCGCAGAAAAUGCCACGGUCGCUGUCAUGUCCCACCGACAGAAGGUCUCGCGCCGAAGGCACAGCUCUGAGAGUAAUUAAAGGGCAGGCCGACGACUCAUACUUCGAAAACAUGUCGCUAUCGUUGCCCCUGGGCUCUUGGUCCAGCGCCGAAGACACAGCUCUAAGAGUAAUCAAAGAGCAGGCUGACGACAUGUGUUUUGAAGACGAAAUGUUGAGAUUCGGAUUCUAUGACAUUGAUCACGACCGCGACUGCGGUGGUGAGAGCUUGAAUGACAACAUGGCGGGGCAAGGAUGCUUUAAUCCCAAAUUGCAAAGCACGAAGAGCCCCAAAUGGGUGAAAGUGCUGGCCAGCCCCAUGACGUCGAGAAACCGGGUGUUCCCCAGCAGCCGGUCGAAGGACGAUGUCAGGAAAAGUCGAGGCUCAGGGAAGCGAGCUGCGCGAUUUUCUUCGUCUGAUUGGGGUCGUAAAGAAGAAAACGAUGAAGUAUCACAGCAAGAGCAGCGCACUGUGUUUUCGUGGCUGCAGGAUGCAGACACAAGGUCGCAGCUGAGGAGACGCGAGCAAAGGGGCCAGCGGGUGACGUCGUCGUCAUCUUCAUCAUCUCGAACAAACUCUGCGAGCAUGGAUUCAUGGCUGAGAAACCUCACCACCGUGGGCCACUUGCACGAGAUUGCGGAGGAGCUUGAGAUCGUGGACGAGUCCAGCGAAGAAGAAGAGGAAGACGAGCUCUCUUCCGAUCGAUUAGAAAACAUGUCGUCCUUCGCUAAAUUCCUUGUCGUCGCUGCACAGCGACAACCAAAAGCAGGUCUAACGAGGCUUGAAAGUGCGAUCUCCAGUGGACCCAAUUAACGUAAUUCACAUUCUCACCUCGUUUUCGUCUCCACUGACGAAAAGCCCCCAAGUUUGUAGCAUAUCGGUUUAGGGUUCUGUAGCAACAGUUUCUGUGGAAGAACGGACUGAAACCCUAAUCCUAAUAUUUUCUGACUGACACCCUGUCGGCCGAACAACUGGAAUACUACAGUGUAGGAAUGUACGAAGUCCUGGAUAAUAGAGUUGAAUUCUUGUGUGAU